AUAUCGUAUUAAAGAGAAUAACGCGCAAUAUGACUCUCAUAAUGAGAUUGCGAGAUGUUCCGAAGAGCUCGGUUACCGCUUUCGUACAGUUGAUAUGCUGUGUGGAGUGGACAAAGAGUCUGGGCCAAUGGAGUGAGACAAGGAUGGGCGACAAGACCCCGAAAAUCAUCUCAUCUACCUCACGAUUACAGCAGAGAAGAUACCGCCUACACAAGAUACAACACAGCCGAAGCGGGGGAGAAUUGGCUGGAUUCCACUAUAGUGGCGUCUCAUCACUAAUACAAUGCCAUGAAAUUGACGUGAUGUUUGUGGAAACGGCCGUUGAACAAAGAAGAAUGAAGAAAAAAUUGAAAAUUGACAGCCUUAACGCGGAGGCAGCAGGAUCAACAAUUGUACAUGUCAAGUUAGCAGACGACUACAACCUCGCCGCCGGUGAUUGGGCGAACGAGGCAGCAUGGAUCGUGGGAAAGGCUGAAACGCCGACCCGUGGUCACGAUGCCUUUGACGGCGUAGGCUAA
Molecule: messenger RNA, 518 nt
Organism: Trichoderma harzianum CBS 226.95
Lineage: Eukaryota; Fungi; Ascomycota; Sordariomycetes; Hypocreales; Hypocreaceae
Exons: 2
Coding region: 30-518 (162 amino acids)
Source: RefSeq, a predicted model, not a curated record